ACAAAAAUUGCUCCUUAAACAUCUAUCACACUGUUUUUAUGCAAAUAAAGAACACAAUCUUACUCUUCCUGAGAUCGGGAAUAACAGCUGCUGUGUAAUCCGCAAUGAAGUGUGAACUAGUCCUAGCAUAACCCGCUGAACAAAAAAUACAGCCAUCAUUCAUAGAUCUCACUAAAUUAAGAGCUUGAGAGUUUAGUUGGCCACGUCGCGGGAUUUAUCUUAGGGGUUUGGCGUAAUUAUUCAUGUACAAAACAUGGAAUAUUAAAGAAAUUUAUGCAUAUAAAUACUGCUAUCAUUUGUUACCUCAAACUCUGAGAGACUCUCACUGUUUGUAACAAUGCCUGAAUGAGAAUUUGAAACUCUUCGAAUUGUCUGUAGUUGUUCUAGGGCAUCUAAGGCUAAAACAUUUCAGAUUUCUCCAUUUUUCUGGGACACAAAGAUGGCACAAGUGGGUGUGGGCUGGUUUUCUUCCGGUUGUUCUUAUAGAGGGUUUCCUUUGCAGAAACUAACAUCCUCGGCAGUCCAUGCUACUACGAAGAAGGUUACUAGUGUUAACUAUAUCGAUUGUUCAAAUAAUCAUCGGAAUCGACGAUCAUUAGCACCACUGAAUACCUCUUCCAUUGAAAAGAAAUCAAAUAAAAAACAGUCAAGGGAAACAGAACAUCAUUUGUGGAUGAAAAGAGAUUCAGCUGAGUCUGGUCAUAAGGCUCUUAAUCUUGUUCAUAUUAUUUCAGAACUUCCAAAUGAGAAAACGGCCGUUUAUGGAGCAUUAGAUAAGUGGACAGCUUGGGAAACUGAGUUUCCGUUAAUUGCAGCAGCUAAAGCUCUCAGAAUUUUACGACAGAGAAGCCGAUGGUCACAUGUUAUUCAAGUGGCUAAGUGGAUGCUGAGCAAAGGCCAGGGGCUCACAAUGGGGACAUAUGACACACUAUUGUUGGCAUUUGAUAUGGAUGGAAGAGUAGAUGAGGCUGAAACAUUAUGGAACAUGAUAGUGCACACACAUACGCGCUCCAUCUCCAGAAGAUUGUGUUCUAGAAUGAUAUCACUGUAUCAUCACCAUCACAUGCCAGAUAAAGUCAUAGAGGUGUUUGCCGACAUGGAAGAGCUGGGAGUGAAACCCGACGAGGACACAGUCAAGAGGGUGGCACGUGCAUUCCAGGAAUUGGGUCAAGAAGAAAAUGAGAAGCUGUUCGUCAACAAAUACCAGUGUAAAUGGAAGUACCUUCACUUUAAUGGGGAGCGAGUCAAAGUUAAAAGAGAUGGCUGGAAUGGAUAAACAGGAGUUCUCACGAGUAAGCAGAAGAAUAUUACCUGGCCCUUGUAAAGGUGACCCAAAAGUAGGUUAAACUGGCAUCUCUUAGUGUGUUACCAAGCAUCUGUCAGUGAGAGACCAUCUGAGUGUGUUACCAGUCCUCUGUCAUCAUUAGUGAGAAAUCAUUCUUGAUGAAGUUGUUACUUGAUAGUCGUCUUGGACCACUCAGUUAUUCGAUGUAAUCAGUCGCCACUGUUCAUAUAUAUAUAAUAUAUAUAUAUAUAUAUACUGUACCUUUUCUCCUUAUGAUUGAACUACAAAUAUUGUGUUUGUUUCU
Messenger RNA from Papaver somniferum (opium poppy), 1589 nucleotides. Its product is annotated as pentatricopeptide repeat-containing protein At4g18975, chloroplastic-like. The transcript is spliced from 6 exons. The record is from RefSeq and is a predicted model, not a curated record. The coding region runs from base 440 to 1276 and encodes 278 amino acids. NCBI's taxonomy places the organism in Eukaryota, Viridiplantae, Streptophyta, Magnoliopsida, Ranunculales, Papaveraceae. Gene Ontology annotation, molecular function: protein binding.